Molecule: messenger RNA, 1757 nt
Organism: Tripterygium wilfordii
Lineage: Eukaryota; Viridiplantae; Streptophyta; Magnoliopsida; Celastrales; Celastraceae
Product: CAAX prenyl protease 1 homolog
Exons: 14
Coding region: 127-1401 (424 amino acids)
Biological process (GO): CAAX-box protein processing
Cellular component (GO): endoplasmic reticulum membrane
Molecular function (GO): metalloendopeptidase activity
Source: RefSeq, a predicted model, not a curated record
UAUUCCUAUACUUGCUCUUUUAUACCCUACCCGAAUAAAAGCACCGGUAGAAACCUCUGUGUAGAAAAUCUGAAACACGCCCUCCCUCUUUCGGUCGGUCUCAGCUCUGCACAGUCUACUUCAUCCAUGGCGUUCCCGUAUAUGGAAGCUGUCGUUGGGUUUAUGAUUUUGAUGUAUUUUUUUGAGACCUAUUUGGAUUUGCGACAACAUGCUGCACUCAAACUGCCGACGCUGCCUAAAACUUUGGUAGGCUUAAUCAGCCAAGAGAAGUUUGAAAAGUCUCGAGCAUAUAGUCUUGAUAAGAGCUAUUUCCAUUUCUUUCAUGAGUUUGUAACGAUAGUGAUGGACUCUUCAAUCUUGUACUUUGGGAUAUUGCCUUGGUUCUGGAAGAAAUCAGGAAACUUUUUAGUUUUAGCCGGCCUCAAUGCAGAUAAUGAGAUACUUCACACGCUUUCUUUUUUAGCUGGUGUUAUGAUAUGGUCACAGGUUACUGAUUUGCCAUUCUCGCUUUAUUCGACCUUUGUGAUAGAGGAACGCCAUGGUUUUAAUAAGCAAACAUUAUGGUUAUUCUUGAGGGACUUAAUUAAAGGAAUUUGUCUUAGCAUUGUACUUGGCCCUCCUAUUAUUUCUGCAAUCAUUUUAAUAGUACAGAAAGGAGGUGACUAUCUUGCCAUCUAUCUUUGGGCAUUUAUGUUUGUUCUCUCUCUUGUGAUGAUGACAGUUUACCCAAUUCUGAUAGCUCCACUUUUUAACAAGUUUACCCCCCUCCCAGAAGGAGAGCUCAGGGAGAAGAUUGAGAAACUUGCUUCCUCCCUCUUGUUUCCUUUGAAGAAGUUGUUCGUUGUUGAUGGAUCCACAAGGUCAAGCCAUAGUAAUGCCUAUAUGUAUGGUUUCUUUAAGAACAAACGGAUUGUGCUUUAUGACACGCUGAUUCAGCAGUGCAAAAACACCGAGGAAAUUGUAGCUGUUCUUGCCCACGAACUGGGUCAUUGGAAGCUUAAUCAUACAAUGUAUUCCUUCAUAGCUGUGCAGAUACUUACAUUCUUGCAAUUUGGAGGAUAUACACUUGUGAGGAACUCAACAGAUCUAUUUCGAAGUUUUGGGUUUGAUACACAGCCAGUCCUCAUUGGCUUCAUCAUCUUUCAGCAUACCGUAAUACCUCUCCAACACCUGUUGAGCCUUGGUCUUAAUCUCGUGAGCCGUUCUUUUGAAUUUCAGGCUGAUGCCUUUGCCAAGAAACUUGGUUAUUCAUCUCCUCUUCGAGCUGCUCUUGUGAAACUACAGGAGGAAAAUUUGUCAGCUAUGAAUACAGAUCCUUGGUACUCAGCCUAUCACUAUUCUCACCCGCCACUUGUUGAAAGACUUGCUGCAAUUGAUGAAGCUGAGAAGAAGGAAGACUAACUGGCUUGGACAGAAUUAAUAGAUGUUAUAAUUGAGAUAGAGCAGAACAAUGGUGAAAGUCAGCAGCUGUAAUACUUCUAUUUCUUUUUGUUUUGACAUGUCGCAGUACGAUUUUCCAUUUCAGCCAUGAUAACAUAUCACUAGAGUCAUCAGCAGCUGAAAUGUGUUAAAAGAGUUCUGCUGGUGGUCGACUUUUCUCCAUCGAACUUUCCAAACCUUUGUAUACCAUUACCAAGGCAGAACUCAGUUUAGAGAGAACCACUUAGCUGUAAAUCCCUUUCAUGUCUUCAUUUUCUAGUGUCUGCUGAAGAAUUUUAAAUUUAUUUAAGGUAUGUUACUUGUGUGACUCUGAAAUG